AUGUUGCGCGCAUCCCUCACCAAGACUGUUCUCAACGCUGCCCCCCGCGCCAGUCGCAUCGCGGCUAGGCCGGUGCUUGCUCGCGGAUACCACGAGAAGGUCAUCUCUCACUACGAGCAGCCGAGAAAUGUGGGAUCUCUGCCCAAGAACGAUGUUGAUGUUGGCACUGGUCUCGUCGGUGCACCUGCUUGCGGAGAUGUCAUGAAGCUCCAAAUCCGAGUAGACGAGAGCGGCAUCAUCUCCGAUGUCAAGUUCAAGACUUUCGGAUGCGGCAGUGCGAUUGCUUCCAGCUCCUACAUGACGGAGCGAGUGAAGGGUCUGUCGCUCGAGGAGGCCGAGAAAAUUAAGAACACGGAGAUCGCAAAGGAGUUGUGUCUGCCGCCGGUUAAACUCCACUGCUCAAUGCUUGCAGAGGAUGCCAUUCGCUCUGCUAUCCGGGACUACCGCUCAAAGCGGGCCACCGCCUCUAACCCCAAGCAAGCCGGUUUCAUCGAUGUUACGCAAAGUGCAGUGACUGGGGAGACCACGGCAACUGCGCAUGCACCUUCGGCUUAA
This is a messenger RNA of Postia placenta MAD-698-R-SB12, 555 nucleotides long. RefSeq lists its product as hypothetical. Lineage: Eukaryota; Fungi; Basidiomycota; Agaricomycetes; Polyporales; Adustoporiaceae. Gene Ontology annotation, cellular component: cytoplasm; mitochondrial matrix. The record is from RefSeq and is a predicted model, not a curated record. The transcript is spliced from 4 exons. Gene Ontology annotation, molecular function: ferrous iron binding; 2 iron, 2 sulfur cluster binding. Gene Ontology annotation, biological process: intracellular iron ion homeostasis; iron-sulfur cluster assembly. Bases 1 to 555 code for a protein of 184 amino acids.